Botrytis fragariae is the source of this 592-nucleotide messenger RNA. Its product is annotated as putative cytochrome c protein. The coding region runs from base 132 to 458 and encodes 108 amino acids. Gene Ontology annotation, molecular function: heme binding; electron transfer activity. Lineage: Eukaryota; Fungi; Ascomycota; Leotiomycetes; Helotiales; Sclerotiniaceae. The transcript is spliced from 4 exons. Gene Ontology annotation, biological process: mitochondrial electron transport, cytochrome c to oxygen; mitochondrial electron transport, ubiquinol to cytochrome c. Gene Ontology annotation, cellular component: mitochondrial intermembrane space. The record is from RefSeq and is a predicted model, not a curated record.
CUCAUACAAUACUAUUUUGAAAAUUCCUACCACUUUUCCUCUCACGACCUUACGUUCACGAACCUUCGUUCAAGUCAUACAUACAUAAUUACUUUCAGUUCUUUUUACAUACAUCCUCUUAAUUAGAUAAAAUGGGUUUCAAAGCAGGAGACGCAAAGAAGGGUGCCAACCUCUUCAAGACCAGAUGUGCUCAAUGCCACACUCUCGGUGAGGGUGAAGGAAACAAGAUCGGUCCUAACCUUCACGGUCUUUUCGGACGUCAAACCGGUUCCGUUGAGGGCUACUCAUACACCGACGCCAACAAGCAGAAGGCUAUCACCUGGGACGAGAACACACUUUUCGAAUACCUCGAGAACCCAAAGAAAUACAUUCCAGGAACCAAGAUGGCUUUCGGUGGAUUGAAGAAGGACAAGGACAGGAACGACUUGAUCCAACACUUGAAGGAGGCUACCGCAUAAAAGAUUUCACGACCAUUGUAUACAUAGAAUUAGACGCAGCGCCUUGUACUCUAAGUUAGACAGAUGCUCUCUGGGUAGAAGGAAUUUGGGUCACACGUUUUUCGACCUAUUAAAAUACAAAUAACAAAUACUCC